Molecule: messenger RNA, 576 nt
Organism: Panicum virgatum (switchgrass)
Lineage: Eukaryota; Viridiplantae; Streptophyta; Magnoliopsida; Poales; Poaceae
Product: probable histidine kinase 2
Exons: 2
Coding region: 1-576 (191 amino acids)
Biological process (GO): phosphorelay signal transduction system
Source: RefSeq, a predicted model, not a curated record
AUGGCUGCGCAUUCGGGUUCAGAAUCAGAACCAAGAGCGGAGGACGAAAAGCCAUUGACCGGAACGCGCGUGCUGCUAGUGGAGGACACUCUGGCCUUGCAGACGAUCGGGAAGAAGAUACUGCACCAGCUAGGAGCAACUGUCGAAGCGGCAGAGGACGGAGCCAAGGCCGCCAGCAUGUUCGGAGCUGCUCUCGAGCAGGCCGCAGCUGGCUCGGGAACGGUCGCAGCGUCCACUCCCUACGAUGUCAUCCUCAUGGAUUUCCAGAUGCCCGUGAUGGACGGCUACGAGGCGACAGGGCGCAUCCGGGAGGCGGAGAGCCGCUGCGGGAUCCGCCGCACUCCGAUCAUCGCCCUGACCGCGCACGCCGUGGAGGAGGAGGCGCGCAGGACCAUCCUCGCCGGGAUGGACCUCCACCUGACCAAGCCCAUGGAGCGGAGGAGCAUAGCAGAAGCCGUCCGCCGCGUGCGCGGAGGCCAGGGCCCAGGGAUGACGACGACGACGCUGCCUGCGCCCCCGCCGUGCCGUUGCAUCGAUCAGAGAUCGCCCGGUGGUCACAGCACGCGUGACGGGUGA